Messenger RNA from Anoplopoma fimbria (sablefish), 993 nucleotides. It is a transcript of the gene spef1, whose product is annotated as sperm flagellar 1. Gene Ontology annotation, molecular function: microtubule binding. Gene Ontology annotation, cellular component: axoneme. Bases 14 to 730 code for a protein of 238 amino acids. The transcript is spliced from 7 exons. Gene Ontology annotation, biological process: regulation of cytoskeleton organization. NCBI's taxonomy places the organism in Eukaryota, Metazoa, Chordata, Actinopteri, Perciformes, Anoplopomatidae. The record is from RefSeq and is a predicted model, not a curated record.
UGAUUUAAGGAUAAUGGACCGAGAACUGAACGAGGAGGAACUGCAGGAGUUGUACGCAUGGAUAGAUAAAAUAUCUCUGUCCCGGCCCAAGAGACACAUCACUAGAGACUUCAGCGACGGAGUGAUGGCUGCAGAGGUUGUCAAAUAUUUCUUCCCAAAGCUUGUUGACCUGCACAACUAUAUUCCUGCAAACUCCACACAGCAGAAGCUCAGUAACUGGAACCUUCUCAACAGGAAGGUGUUUCCCAAGUUGAACUUUCAUGUUCCUGAGGACACAGUGAAGAAGAUUGUACUGAGCACUGCAGGAGUGAUAGAGCCUGUACUGAGCGCCCUCAGGGAGAAGAUAGACAAGAAACUGGAGCACACUACGGAGAAUAUACUUGAUUUGGAAUACUACGACACCAGAAACCAGGAUAAACUUCAUACAGAAAAUCAUCAGACUGAAGUGAUAUGUGUGGCUCAGAUGGCAGGAGAGAUGAUAAAUGAUGAAAAGAGCAGAAUAAAAAACGGUAAACCACAACACACAGCGCAGUUUUACCCAGACAUGGACCCCAGUUUACGACGACUCCUGCAAGAAAAAGAGCAAGCUGUCAUGGCUUUGCAGGAAACUGUGGAGAUCCUGCAGAUGAAAGUGAACAGGUUAGAGCAUCUGGUUCACUUGAAGGACAUGCGAAUUGAAGAUCUGAUGCGGCAUCUGGAGACAUACAAAGCAAAAGGCAAUACACGCUAACAUGAAAAGUGUAUGUUUCAAGAGGAUUUAUCUAAUUUGCAGUUAUUUUUGCAGAUAUUGCAUAGUAUGUCUUAGUGUAGCUAAUGAUAUUCUACUAGAAAUGGUUCAUGAGAAUUUGAGUAGUUGAUAGUUGCUUGUUUUUGAGGAGUGUGUAGAAUGUGAUUUCAAGUGUUUAUGUAUCUACAGUCGCCUUGACCUUUUUUGACUUUACACAGCCUAUGACUUCUGACCUCAAAGUGCUCAAUAAAUCAACUAACCUCUUU